Messenger RNA from Andrographis paniculata, 1741 nucleotides. RefSeq names its product tobamovirus multiplication protein 1-like. The transcript is spliced from 12 exons. The record is from RefSeq and is a predicted model, not a curated record. Lineage: Eukaryota; Viridiplantae; Streptophyta; Magnoliopsida; Lamiales; Acanthaceae. The coding region runs from base 405 to 1502 and encodes 365 amino acids.
CCUGCCACCUAUCUCACAACACAACAUAUAUGCAGAAGAUUUGAGAGUAGGACUGUGAUAGGUGGUAUAUAGGGAAACCGCGGGGAGCCCACAAGGAAGAUCUGUAUAACUGCGGAAUGUGAAGAUACGGGACGACGAUUAUAGGGAGAGGAGGAGAUAUCGUUCAAUACUUGCCGUGCCGCCAUACUUUGUUUCCUUGCUAAGUUCCGAUUGGAAUUGGGAAUUGAUUGAUUUUAGGUGCGCAAGCCUGUGUGUGUUUGUAUGGUUUUGGGGCUUGUAGAGAAUCGCUGGCAGAAUCUCGCGUCUCUGCAUUGGCCGUUUGGUCUCGUUGUUGGAGCUAAUUUGUACGCUCGAGCGAGGGAGUUUGUUGUGUAGGAGAAUCAGGGAUUUGAAAGGGGAAAAACAUGCUGGAAUUGAGAGACAGGCGGAGCUGCUACCCGGAGGCGGUGGCGGGAGUGAAUGUCGGGCUGGCUUUUGUUGAUGGUGUGAUUGCGUUUCUUGCUUUCUAUAAGGCACUGCACUCUGCUGUUGAUUCUUGGAGUAUUUUUCUUUUUAGUCACUGGUUUCCCAUAAUCUAUUCUGCAGUUGAUAAGGAUACAUGCAAGGAAUUCACAGAUUGGAUGGACCCGUCAGAAAGUUACUUGCUUCAUUUUGUAUUAGCUCUUGUGGCUGCUUGUAAAGGUUGGGUUUGCUGGUCUCAUUCCUGUGGUUUCUUCGUAAUGGCCAUCCCCAGAAUUCUUUUUAUUGCUGCAUUUCUACUUCUGCUAUCAUUUUGGGUUGACCUUUGCCAUCAGUCAAAUGAUGACGACGACGAUGAAGAAGACAAUUCCCAAGAACUUUUGCUGGAAAAGGGGAAGCAAGCUAAUUCUAAAGCUAUUUGCCGUAGAUGCUGCUCCUUCAGGUCUUCUCUCCAUAUAGGAAGCCGCCAGAAAGUAGUGAUUCUGGUUAUUGUGAUAAUUUUUUCAAUGAUGAUAACAUCAGCUGUUCUCAUACAUAUUGCAAUGCGAAAGAACCCUGUUGAAACUACUGUUAUUGCUCAGGUAUAUGUGGAUCUCAUUGCUGUAAUUGUUCUUUUGCUGGGUGGAGCCUUGGCAUUCUACGGAUUCAUAUUGUUCUUUAAAAUGAAACAAGUGAGAUCCGAGUGGGCUUCAUCAGAAAUGUGGAAGGUCGCCAGUCUGGCAGUUGUCUGUGUGAUAAGUUUUUCCUCAAGUGCUCUGAUUGCAAUAACUACAAACAUACCUCUGUUUUAUCGCUGGAAUGGGUGGGAAAUAGAUGUUCUCUACACCUCUCUUCUACUGGUGCUGUACUAUUUCAUUGGUUCAUCAGUUCCCUCAGCUUUCAUUCUAUUUGUGAUGAGGGAAUUGCCACCACCAGCUGUGAUCCAAAGACAAGAAUCAGAAGGAACUAUAGCAUUUAUAAGUGAGGGUACCAUGGUGACACCUUAUCCAAGGUGCUGGACUGCUGCAACAAGUGCUCAGGUUUCGAGAGCGAGUCCAAUAUGAAAUAAAUAUACGCACAAAGAAAGGAAAGACCGUCAAGAUUCUAAACAUCAGACAAAGAAAGCUCGAUAGCAAGCAGGAUUAGAAGCUUUACAACUUCAGGCAAUGAAAGUUCGAUACAGUAACCUUCCCAUGUUUUGGUCGGCAAUAGUUAUUGUACAUAUUAGUGUGCUAAUCUUGAAAACACCAUGUUGGUUCAUUUGUGACUCGUUAGACUGGUUAAAGCUUUAGUUCUUACUUCA